GUCGUAUUAGACGCCAUUGCGCGAGAACGAGGCUGGACCGCAAAAUUCAAAAUCUCAAAAUAUGUCAAACUAAUUUUAUAUAACUUGUAUUUUAAACUAUGGAUCUGGACAAGAAAUUGACACUGGUCAACUGGUUCAAUGUUGUGAGUGACAGUCACAUCCAGUCCUUUGGAGACCUAAAUGAUGGCAUCAAAAUUGUGCAGUUAUUACAAUCUUGCGGAGAUAUUUUAACUCAAGAUAUAGUUCCUGAUACUAGUGAAUCCAGAUUGGCUGCCAUCAAGAACUAUCUAGAAGCAUUUUACAGACAAAGCUUUGCUGACAAUCAGAUUAUCAACUUUGAUGGACUUUCCAGUAACAGUCUUCAUGGGGAUGCCUUUGAUUUUGAGAUGGGGAAGUUGUUGUUGGCACUGCUGUGCUGCCUGGUGCAGGAGAAAUGUCGGAGACGCUUCAUCGACCCGGCCAUCAACAUGCCGGACCGCCAGCAGCACCUUAUCAAGGAGAUGGUUGAAUACAUUGUCUGCUCUGCCUCUGAACAACUCACACAAGAGUUUGGGAACAUCUUAAAGAAACCAACGGACACUGACACUAUCAACUGUGACGCUGUUCCUUUCUUCAAACUAGUUGCAUCCGGGAAUUACGAUGCAUCGCUGUGCCAGAGCCAGACAAGCACACCCUGUAGUCAAAAGGCAGGCAAGGGUGCUGCUGGUCACGCCGACAAUGAGAUCCCACCUGUAUUCAAGAUGUACACCAAUAGUCCAGGAGCGGCUAACACCAGCGGGCUGAGUAUCCGCGACUUAUCUUCCCCUCUCAGAGUGAUGUCCCUUUCCUCGCCAAUCUCACCUCUCGGGGCUCUCAUGCAGUCGCCCCAACUUGCACAAAAGGCAUUGUUACGUCAGAAGAAUAAGGAGCAGAAGCGUCUUGAGGCUGCGUUGGAGAAUGAACGGCACCUUCGCGGGGAGCUAGAACUUGACCUCCGUGAACGCACCACACAGAUACAGGACAGGGACAUUCGUGUCCGUGACAUGGAGCGACAGCUGAGUGAGGCCCGGAAACUGCGUGACCAACUGGAUGAGCUUGAGACCGUAAGACAGGAGAAUGAAGGGCUUAACAAGGACGUGCGAGAGUUGAAGGUUCGUCUGUCAGAGCAGCGGAAUAUUCGGGAACAGAAUACAAUGCUGGAACGUGAGAACAGAGAGGCAUUGCAGGACCUUGCAAACGCCAAAGAAGAGCUGAAGUUCCUCGAAUCUGUGAAGAAAGCAAGUGAGGAGUACCGAGCUCAGUGCCACAAGCAGCAGCUGUAUGUGUCCGACCUGGAGGCCCGUGUGCAGCACUGGGAACAAGAGGUCGGCUCCCUCAGGGAUCAGCUCUGUGAGACAGACAACAGUCGGCAGGUAGCAGUCAACAACUGUAACCAGCUCAGGAGAGAGAAAGAGGAGCUAGAGGAACUCCUUGGAGCUAAUAAUGCUUGCAUCACUGGUGCUUCACCUGUGUUUGCGGGAGAGACAAUGAGCGUGGUAACAGAGAAGAGGCUUGCUGAGGUUCAGGCUAAAUAUGAGGAGAUGCGGGCCUCGUGGAUCGACCCGCACCAGCACGACAGCAUCAGGAAACAACUAGACCUGGAACAGCAGACCAAACAGUCAUAUGAGGAAAAGUACAUCGAGACCAAGAGGAAUGCCAUGUCUUUGGAAGUGGAUCUGGAAAAGACUGCAGCCACCCUUCAACAGGCUCAGUCUCAGGUAGCCAGUCUCGAGACUCAACUCAAGGUCAGCCAGGAGGAGAUACGGGCCCUCACCCAGCAGGUGGCUGGGCUCACAGAGGCCCAGGUGAGACUUGAGGGCAGCGAGGCAGAUCUGAUUGAGGCCAGAGACGGUCUGAAGUCACGAUGUGGGGACCUUGAGACUGAGCUGGGACAGGCUCGAUCACAGCUCAAAAUGGCUAACAAGGAGCUUGAAGUUGAAAAAGAAGUCGGUGGAAACGUUGUGAAGUCUCUAAAAGCUGAAAAACAGACUCUGGAGGAAAACCACAAUGAUGAAGUUUCUAAACUUAAACUUGAAAUGGAGAACGCAAAAUCCAGACUCAAUGAGAAGAUCCUUGCAUUGGAAGCUGAGGUGAACCAGCGGUUGACUAGCGCUGAGCAACAAAAGAAAAAAAGCAGUGAGAGGUAUUCGGAGCUGGAAGACCACUUGAAAGCAGUUAAGGCAACAUCUGAAGAGAGGUUAGAGAAAAUUGAAAGAUUGGCAGAAGAGAUUGACGGUCUGAAGAAGUCAUGUGCUGGUGAGAUUGAUGAUCUGUCUUGUAGUCUGUCAUCUAUGACAAAGGAGAAGAAAGCAGCAGAACGUGAAGUGCAUAGGCUGAAUCUUGAACUUGAAAAUGUGAAAUCAUCUGGCCAGAAUAAGACGGAGGGAAUGGAGAAAAAGAUGGAAGAAUUGGAGAAUACAUACAAAGAAGAGGUCAAUGACCUCAAACAGUCAAACAAACUUGUGUCUGAGGAAUGUCAAACACUCAAAAAACAACUUCAAAACUUGAGUGAAAAACUGGAAAAAGAAAAGUCUGAGGUUUCCAGGGCGUGCGAGCAGAUUAAGGAGAUGCAAUUCAGACAUAAUCAAGUGUCUGGCGAUCUGGAAGAAGCUCAGAAAAACAUUGUUGAGUAUGACAAUCACCUUAAACAGUUCUCAGAAAGGCAUGAGAAAGACGAAGCAGAAAAACUGACACUUAAAAGUCAGAUUGAAAAUGUGGUUAAACAGUUCUCUUCAGAAAAAGAGAAGUUAGAAGCACAAAUUAAGCAAUACUUGGAUGAUAUCCAGUCUGUGAAAGCUGAAAGUGCAAAUAGUAAACAUAGUAUGGAAGAGCAAUUGGAAGUUUCAGCCAAACAAUUUUCUGCAGAGAAGGAACAACUUGAGUCUCAAAUUAAGAAAAAUCUUGAAGAUAUCAAAGCAGUUAAAGAAGAACUAUCAAGCAGUGCUCAGACAUAUGAGUCAAAACUUAGUGCUAAAGAUGCAGAAAUUUGUGAACUUAAAGAAGAAGUUGAAGCAGUGAAGAAGACUGCAGAAGAAAUGGAAAACAGUUUCCAGAAAAAGGAGGAGAAAUAUCAGAGUACUGUUGAAAGCCAACAAAGCAACAUAAUGGAGAUGGAGUUUGCUAUGGCUGAGAAAGAUGCUCAAGUUGCCUCCAUGUCUUCUCAGUUGGAUUACCUAAAAGACACAGAAAAGUCGCUCAGAUCAGCGUUGAUAAAUGUGGAAGCAGAUAAUCUUGCCAUAAAGAAUCUGCUGGAUGAAGGUAAACAGAUGAAGUAUGAUAUGCAUCACGCAAUAUCUGAAAAAGAAACUGAGAUGUCGAAACUUAGACUGAACAUUGAGUCUUUACAGGAAGAGACAGAACAGCAGAGAAACAGAUAUAGUGCUGAAGUUGAAAUAUUGAACCAAGAACUGGAAGCUGAGAAAGUUAAAUUUAUUUCAACCGAGGAGACAUUUACAAAGUUAAAAGAACAAAGUGCAGCAGAGAUGAAUCAUUUAAAUGAAACACUUGAACAAUUAAGGGUUGUUAGUGGAGAUCUUGAAAAGGAAAAUAGUGAAAUAAAACAGAAGCUUACUGAGUGUCAGUCUGAAAUUCUUCAAGCCAAGCAGACAGUGGAGCUGUUAACAGCAGAGAAAGAACAAGCAGCUGUAGACUUCAAAGCUUCACUGGACUCUGUAAAUAAGUUACUGGAAGAAAAGGAGUUGACUGAAAAUGAAUUGAAGGAAAAACUUGUGGAGACUGAGAGCUACUGGCGAUCCCAGUGUGAGGAACUAGAGGAAGAGUACGCAAGAGGGACACAAGAACAGACAGAUGAAAUGAAGAGACAGAUUGAAGAGAUGGAGAACAACUAUGAUGACAAGAUGCUCAGAUUGACCAGUGACAAAGAAGUUUACAUUGCCAGUCAAGAGGAGGCUUUCAGAGAAAGAUUGCAAGGUCUUGAAAAGGUUGUUGCUGAGAAAAAGCAAGAGAUUGAAAGUUUGAACGUUAAAUUUGAAGAGCAGAAUGUCAACUACAGGCAGAUGAUGUGCGAUAUGGAAGAAAAGUUGAGCGAGGAAAACGAAGACUUAAAAUCAAGGUUCUCUCAAAUGAAAUGCCAAUAUGAGAACAUGAUUGAAACUAAUGAAAAGGAAACAAGGAAGAAGAUCCAUGAACGGGAUGAAAGAAUUAAAGAAUUUGAAGCAGUGAAGAAGUCACUAGAUGAACAAAUGGAAGCAGCUAAAGAAGAAAAUGCUAAACUUCAAGCAGAAAUAGUGGCUCUGAACAAAAAGAUCAGUGAACUUGAGGGAAUGAUCUCAGAGUCUGGGAGCAUGCAGAUGGAGCGGGAGGAGAAGAUAUCUGAACUGGAGAAAGAGUUGUUGGUGAGCCAGGAUGAUGUCACAAAGGAGCGAGGAGAGAGGGCCGAGCUUGCCAGGCAGCUGGAAUAUACUCGAGACCAGAAUGACACCCUCACAGCUGAACACUCCAGUCUCCAACAACAGCUGGCUGCAGUUGAGGAAGAGAAACGUCAGUUGGAGGUACAGCUAAGUUCCCUGGAAGCGGAGGCUACGGCCCACCUGGAGCAGGCUCAUACCCAGGCUGACACUGAUAGCCGCAUGGCAAAUGUGGAGAAGAUGGAGCUGGAGAGGCAGCUGCAGGCCACGCAGAAGUGCUAUGAGGUUGUACAGAAGUCACAGACAGAGCUGGAGGCACGAUAUGAGGAUUUGGCAGAGAAGCGGAGCCGACUGGAGACGCGGUGUCAGGAGCUUGAAAUGCAGCUUCACAGCUCCCAGGAGGCUGUGCGUCAGCUAGAGGAGAAGGGAACCGCACUGCGGGAACAGAUCAGCAAGAUGAAUGGAAAGUUGGUCCUCCAAGGUGAUGAGUGCAAGAGGUUGACCGAGGUGAACUCCCGAGGUGCCAUGCAGCUGGAGUCUCUGCAGGCAGAAAUAGCAAGCCUGACUAGUAAGUACGACGAAGAUUUGCAGAAACUGAGGGAGCAGAAGACUACCCUGGAGAUCUCUAAUGCAGAGCUGAGUCAGGUUGCAGAGAAGCUGAAAGCAGAGACAAAGGAAAGAGAGAACCUGCAGAACAUUAAUGACCAGUACAAGGUUCAUUACAACAAGAAGAAGUCCAUCAUUGCUGAGCUGGAGGGCCGCAUCAGGGAGCAAACCCAGGCUCUGGAGAACGCCCGCGCCAUUGAGGACAAGUACGCCAACAUGAUGGCUCCCAUGACUGACAAGUACAAUGUGGAGGUGGCCAAGAACAAAAAACUUGCCUCAGAGUUAAACAGAGUGCAAGCCCAGCUGGACCUGGCUGAGCGGAAACUGCGAGAGUACCAGCAGCAGCUAGACAAGGGUAAUGCCGUCUUCCUUGGGGACCCCUCCGACUUCCAGCGCAUGCUAUCAGACAGAGACAACCCAAUAGACGCCAGCUUCAUGGAGAACCAUCCAUCAUCUGUGCCAUCAAUGACAGAGGAGGACACAGUUAUAGAGAACAAGAAGCGAUCCAGCUCCUUGUUUGAUUCCUCGAAGGAAACCACUCUUACACCGGGCACCCGCCUCAGUCGAACACGCAAACGAAUCUCUAAGAGCGUUAGCUCAUCUAUUAUGAACAGUGGUAACGAUGUGGACACAAUCAGUAUUGGGUCUGCGACAUCCCUUGCCAUGCGGCUCCGUUCCAGAGAGUCAACAACUACCUUGAACCGUAGCAUCACCAGCUUUGAUUCCAUCAGCUCAACAUCUUCUGUUCCACGAGGCACUGGUGGCCUGUAUUCCUGUGAGGAUGAGCCGAUGGAAAUGGAGUGGGGCCGUAUCGGGGAGUUGUCUCGCCGCAACACCAUGUGUCCUGCCCAUCUGAAAACCUCAUACCCUGUAGAGACCCAGCGCUGCAAGCCAAACCGGUUCCAGGAUGACGCCUUACGGGAGAGCACCAUUGGUACCCGGUCCAGAACAAACACUGAUGUGACAGACAGCGGGAAGAAAAGGAAACAGGGCUGGGACGGAGAGUCUAGCAGUGACUCAGACAGCAAAAAUAAACUGGCUAAGACUGGGUGUGUUUACCAAAAGCCUGGUCCACCAACACCAGCCAACUCCCGGCGAAACUCGAAAGGGUCUAAAUCUCCUGGCGGUAGACGUUUGUCCACAAAAUCCUCCAAGUCCCCUCGCACACCUAGCUCAACAAGGAGUAGACGCACACCGAAAAGAACUCCUAAAAAUUCCACUCCUCGCCUGGGUGCUAAUGAGAACUCUGGCAAAAAGGCAUCCAACAAGCGGGAGAGUGUUGCCUUCAGUAUCGGGUUUAGCCCCCAGACGCUGGACCGGUCCAGUGUUCGCCUCACCCGCCAACAGGGCUUCAUACAAAAACAACCUCAGACAGCCAGCCAGGCCUUACGAAAGCCGCUGGGCAUCCGAAAUUAUCAGCAAACGGGCGUAUAGUUUGCCAGGGCCAGGGAAUAAGUGCAGGUCACAGUAUGAUUUUAAAACUGUGCAGCAAUCAGAUUCAAAACACACAUGUUAGAUGGCAGCAUAUAUCAUACGGAAACAGUGGAAUAAUAUUCAAGCCAUUGACAGUGCUAAGAGAUAUGAUAACUUGGUGGCUUUGAAUAUGAUGAGUGUGUGUUCUGAAGAACAGGAUCUCGUAUCGUAACCAGGAAACAUAGUUGCAGACAUCAUAAUCACGGGCAUUUAAUGUACAGAAGACUCACUUUCUCAAUGCUAGCUGUAUGAUAUUUUGUGUGUAUAUUUUGCGGAAGGUUUUCCUCUAAUGAGUAUAUUUAAUUUUUAAUUUCUUUCUAUAUCUUAUCAUAUAAAGUUUCAAUAAAAUGUCGGUCAAUUUUUAUUAUUUAUUUGUUUGAUGUGUCAAUAAUUGUGUGGUGCUAUUGUGUUUAUUCUUCAUUCUUAAUCUUUUCUCAAUCUCUACUAUAUUCAUACAUAAAACUGUAUGUUCACCUCUUGAUGAUGUUCGUAGAAUUAUGUUUUGUUAAAUCUAGUGUCUUGAAUUAGUGAGAUAAAAUUAGAGAUAUUAUGAUUAGGAACAAUUUGAUAUUAUUAUAUUAUCACAAAUGGUGUAUUUAGAUAUAACAUUUAUAUAAAGCUGUUCUUCUAUAUUGAACUGGAAAUACAUGUUGCUUCAAAUUUGAAAUCAGGAUAGCCCUGAAAGGGCUUCUAAACAGUCUACCUACAAACCCCUUACCAAAAUGGUUUCAGCCCAUAAUACAUCAACAAACAUUUAGUUAUUAGUAUCCUCUCAGCUUUUUUUUUGCAUUAAGUAUAGAUUAAGUAUAGCCAUUUCAUUUUCUAACUGCCUUUAUAAUUUUCUAUUUAAUUCAACCUUUUCAUAGUUCAAAGUGUUCAUAUAUUUUUAGCAUGACUUUUCCAUCAAAAUUCUUGAAACAUUGGGACCAUUCAAAUGUAUAGAUCAUCAUUUUGCUUGUUAGAUAUGAUCUCAAUCAUGUGUACGUUAUUCAUAUCUUCAUUAUCCAUUCAUACUUAUUUUAUAUUUUACUGUAAACUCAUUUUAGACAAUGAUUUGUAUUUGAAGGAGUGUACAUGUUUGUAUGCUCUAAGGAAGAAAUAUAUAUUCAAAGUUCUAAAUUUUCACCAUGCUUGAAUUUGUUAAAUUUAUGGUUGUGACUUAUACUCAUUUGCAGCUGUAAAUAAACAUGCAUUAAAGAUGAA
Mya arenaria is the source of this 7667-nucleotide messenger RNA. RefSeq names its product myosin-7-like. Bases 99 to 6425 code for a protein of 2108 amino acids. The transcript has 26 exons. The record is from RefSeq and is a predicted model, not a curated record. Lineage: Eukaryota; Metazoa; Mollusca; Bivalvia; Myida; Myidae.